Rhodofomes roseus is the source of this 1283-nucleotide messenger RNA. RefSeq lists its product as uncharacterized. Bases 1 to 1260 code for a protein of 419 amino acids. The record is from RefSeq and is a predicted model, not a curated record. The transcript is spliced from 2 exons. Lineage: Eukaryota; Fungi; Basidiomycota; Agaricomycetes; Polyporales; Fomitopsidaceae.
AUGGCACCUCAUCGUCGAUACGACUUCCGCUCUCGCGCAGGACGGGCGGGGAACAUGGUACCCGACGGUCCGGGAUUUAUCUCGGACCUCACGAGCAUUCGCUCGGCCCCCGGAUCUCUGCAGUACGCUUCGUUCGAACGUACAGCACCUCCGAGUAUCCCCGGAUCUCUGCCGCGUGGGUCUUCGGACCGCGCCGCAUCUCCGCGUAAUCCCUCCCGCAGCCAAGCAGCUCAGGAGGAGGUCUUGUCGCCACGUGCGCUAGAUAUCGAACCGGAGAGGACGCCGAGCAUAGCUCGCGCUUCUCUGGUUCUGAACUCUCCCUCUCCCAUCAAACAAGAACCAGGCUCGGGAGGAGUCUGGUACCCCGUUGGACGCAACGGAAAACACUCGCACGGCGCAUCGCGCGCGAGCCCGAACCCGAUCCCCCGCAGGAGAAUUCGCGGGGCGAGCGUAUCGGAAGAAGUUCUGGCCUCUGUCUACAUGGCAGAGCAGAACAUGACGCCUAAAGAGCGCGCUGAAUACCACGAGCGUAUGCGCAGGGAGUACGAGCGCCAGGAGUUGGCUCGGCUACAGCACCUUCGUCAAGUCGAAGAGGACGCGUGGGUCGCCGAGCAGCUGGCACGCACCCCCGAUGCUAGCCAGUUCACGGCGUCCGGAACCGCAGAGGGCACCGAGACUACGGAAGGUCAGACACCCUCCGAGUCGGAGGACUCUGGUUAUUACCCCACCGCGGAACUCCGGCGGACGGGGAAGGUCUACGAAGGACUCAACAACGGUAAACGUUGGGAUUACCGUAACCUCGAAGAGAAAGCCGCCCGAGCCGGAGAGGCUCCGGCACCUCGGGAGCAGGUGCGUUAUGGCUCAGACGAGCGUGACGAGCGCAUGGCGGCUCUAGAGCGCCAUCUAGACCAAAUGGGUAAGGCGAUGGAACGCUUCGCAGCGUCCCAGGUCGCUAGGGUAUCCCAAGUAGAACAGGCCCUCAAUGACAAUUUACUGAAGCCUAGUGCUACUGAGACAGAACACGCGAAAGACAGCGUGAGUGCGAGUGCGGCUAAGCCUCGUAAGAAGAGGAAGAAGACUAAGACUAAGGAAAAGCGAGGGUCUAUGUACCCUGCUGACCAGUUAGAGCCCAGUAGUUAUCUGGGGCAGGUACUGAAUCAGCAUGUGCCAGGAGGAGGACCUCCCGAUGACAGCAGCUCGUCGAGCUCCUCGUCAGAACCCGAUUCCUCGGGAGCAUCAGGAAAAGGGCGAUUUUACUAACGGGUUCUGACGGUCGCUGAUGC